UGCCCAAGUCUACCGGGUGACAUGGCGGACCCGGCUGCGCUUACUCUAGGAGCGGCCGGCCUCCGUGUUUACUCCCGAGAACUAGCCGUUGCGCCGACGACCGUUAAGCUCCCUGCGAAAAGGCUUUCGAACCCCCUCGGCCUCUCCGCUCGCCACGAGCUCCCUUUCCUCCUCCCACCCUUCCAAACGACGACGACCAUGGUUGCGAGGAGCCCCAACGCCAAGCAGGACAGGCAGACGGCCGCAGCCCUCGCCGCCGCCGCCGCGCUCAACCCCGCCCUCGUCAGGGAAACGCUCAAGAAGGUGGACCGGUGCAUGGCGCGGCUGCAGGAGCUACAGUACACGGUGGCCGGUGGCUCCAAGGUCGUCUCCGACGUCAGCCUCAGCCCGCGCAGCACGCGAGGGUACCUCCGCACCAGCCUCCGAUGCAAGCAGGAGACCGUCAGGCAAGUCUCCGGAUCAUGUUUUCCGUCCGAUUCCGUCCGAUUUUGAAUUCUUGGCUUACAGAUGCGAGUUCUCUCUCUCUCUCUCUCUCUCUCUCUCUCUCUCUCUCUCUCUCUCUCUCUCUCUCUCUCUUGCCACCGCAGGAUGAGAGGCGUCGCGUCGGCGCAGAAGAGAUCCCCCAACGGAAAGUUCGGCGGCGCGCAGUGGCGGCGGGUGUCGCUGCCGGCGAUGCUCCUCGGCGAGACCGUGCUGGAGAUCGUGCAGGCCAGCCAGUUCGCACGGGACAUCGUCGCGGUGGCCGACGGCGCUGCCGGUACGAACCGCGAGCCCCCUAGGACCCCGAAACCGGUGCCCAGGACAAUGAAGGCGACGGUCGAGCAGACGCCGCUCCGCGCGCGCCGUGCCCGGGAGAAGCAGAGCCAAAGGGGCGCAGCGGCGCGACCCGAGGCCGCCACGCCGCCGUCGCGCGGUCGCGUGCGUUCCCGGAUCCAGUUCAAGCCUGUCUCACCGCUUAGCGUCGGCCGGCCGUCGUUGUCCGCCAACCGAGUAUCCCCCAAGAACCGGCUGUGGGCCAAGAAGACGGUGAUGUUCCCCAACCCCAUGUUCCACGCCUCCACCUCCGCCGCCGCGUGCGCCUCGCCGUCGCCGUCCAAGAAGCAGAAGCGGUUGUACAAGACGCGGUUCCCGGUCAUCGCUCGGCAGACGCCGCACAAGUUCCUUGUCAAGUCACCACCGAGCGCGCUGGGGUCCAAGCUCAGGAGCCACGGGAAGGCCCUGCCCGCGAGACCCGUCGCCGCCGUGUCGCCGCCGCCAGCAACACCUGCCAAGAGCCGGCGGUGCUCGUUUUCGCCGUCAAGGUUAGCGACAAGGCUCGUGUCGCCGAUCAAGGCGAGGCUGUCCCUGAACAGGAGCCGUGACAGCGGCGUCGGGGCAGGUGGCGGCCCGAUGAGCGGGCUGAAGCAGCGGCCGGGUGUCAGCUUGACGGCGCGGACCGUGUCGAGCAGGAUAUCGUCCUUGAGGUGAGAGGGCCAUCUUGGUUCGUCUUCAGCGUAUUGCGAAGACGAGUACAGAUUGCAGAGGGAGAAGAGCACUUGUGUUGAUCUCCGGAAUAAGAUAUGCCCUUCUGGGGAAAAUUCCUUUCUUGGGGAUAAUACUAGGCGGUCUGCUCGACCGAAUAAUUGAAAGGCAAAUGCACAAUCAUAGGACAAUCUGUUUUUUUCAUUGAUCUUUUAGCUGGCAGCAUAGGACAAUCUCUGACAGAGGUAGAUGAGCAGGUUCAUUCCCUGACCUCUUAAACCCGGAGCAGAGGUAACUGGAGACCAGCCAGCAAAGCAACUGAAAUCCCUUGUUCAGCGUGAAGUAGCAACUGAACAUCAGCCGGAACGGAACAAUCAAGGAUCAUCUGUUGUUUGUCCAGCUGAAUACAUCGAUAAGGCAGUGGUUAUAC
Messenger RNA from Phragmites australis (common reed), 1891 nucleotides. Its product is annotated as microtubule-binding protein TANGLED1. Gene Ontology annotation, molecular function: microtubule binding. The transcript is spliced from 2 exons. The record is from RefSeq and is a predicted model, not a curated record. Gene Ontology annotation, biological process: regulation of phragmoplast microtubule organization. Lineage: Eukaryota; Viridiplantae; Streptophyta; Magnoliopsida; Poales; Poaceae. The coding region runs from base 508 to 1467 and encodes 319 amino acids.